UCUUACGCUGCCUAACUGCGUCAGCGGAAGUAUUUUGAAUGUACGUAAGCUACUGUAGGUCACAUUUGUUUUGAGACACAUUACCACAAUGGAGGCAGCUAGCACAGAGGAGAUCCAACUGAGGCAUGUGGAGAAAGAUGUCCUUAUCCCCAAAAUGAUGAGGGAGAAAGCCAAGGAGCGCUGUGCUCAGAAAGUUGAAGCCUUCAACCACUGCUGUAAAGAGACUGGUUUCUUAAUGGUGUUUAAGUGUCGAGAGGAGAAUGCAGCACUGAAGGAAUGUCUGACAAUACACUACAAGGACCCUGCGUUCUUCGAGCUGUGUAAGCAGGAGUACAUCCAAGAGAAGCUGGAGUUUGAGAGGACAGGGGUCCCAACAAAGAACAGGAAACAAAAAGUCCCAACUAGCAUGUAAUGAAUGACACGACACCCAAACAACUUCCCUGGUGCAGAGUGUGAGCCAGAACCAGCACCAAUUCCUACAGACCCAGAACACAUGGUCAUCUGGCAGGGCUUAUAAAUUUUAAAGGCACAAGCCUGUGUAUUUAAUUUAAAUAUGUGGAGUGACUAAAACUGGUUUGGUGUGCAAGAGUGGAAUAUAAUUUAAAAAAGUCUAUUUUUUGGUUCUGUAUAUUUGCAAAAUGUUCUCCAUCAGAUGGCCAACAUGAUCUUCUUAUCAGCAUUUGCAUUACAUUUACCAAUGAGCUUAUUGAUUGAUAGAAUAUGUUGAUCUGAUCAUACAGUCCCCUCCUGUACCUAAAGCCAGAAGAUCUUCUUUAGAGUGCAGAGCUUUAGCUUCAGAUGUGUACGAUCAAAUUGAGGGAUGUUCAAUAUCUGCUGAACACUUUGUUGUGUCUGUGUGUCUUUGGUAAUGAAGAGUCCUGUUUGUUGCCUUUGCUUGGGCCAACAGUUCUGGUAAAUCAUCUGCACAAGAAAGUAGAAGGCCUCCUUUAACAAAUUUUUUUUUCCAAGAGACACUCAUGCACUAUAUGUACGAGAGCUCUGACUAAGCAAUGAACCAUGUGUGGUAAUGUGACAUAUGCAAUGAAUUGUGACAUUGUAAAUAAAAAUAUUCAGUAGCAGUA
Molecule: messenger RNA, 1082 nt
Organism: Perca fluviatilis (European perch)
Lineage: Eukaryota; Metazoa; Chordata; Actinopteri; Perciformes; Percidae
Gene: cmc1
Product: C-x(9)-C motif containing 1
Exons: 4
Coding region: 89-412 (107 amino acids)
Cellular component (GO): mitochondrion
Source: RefSeq, a predicted model, not a curated record